Stereum hirsutum FP-91666 SS1 is the source of this 816-nucleotide messenger RNA. RefSeq lists its product as uncharacterized. The transcript has 3 exons. The coding region runs from base 1 to 816 and encodes 271 amino acids. The record is from RefSeq and is a predicted model, not a curated record. NCBI's taxonomy places the organism in Eukaryota, Fungi, Basidiomycota, Agaricomycetes, Russulales, Stereaceae.
AUGAAGGUCUACACUAUCGGCGGCUCACGUAACAUCGGGUACUAUGCUAGCCUCAGACUGCUUCGUAAAGGCUGCAUAGUGACAUUCCUUGUCCGGAACCCUUCUUGCUUCGACGACGACGGCGACAUCCAAGGAUUCGUUAAGAAAGGCAAGGCCCGAAUCGUGAAGGGAGAUGCGCUAGUGAAGGCGGAUGUCCGUAAAGGCUGGGAGAUAGCCGGCCAAACCGUUCCAGGUUCCUCACCGGAACUUGAUGGACAAGUCAACGUCCUACUCUUCACCGUUGGCGGCUAUCCCACCUUCCACCUAAAUGGUGGUCUCCUUCUUGACCCACCUGACCUCUGCUCCCACUCCCUCCUCAACGCCCUCUCCACAAUGCCUCGCACCUCUACACCCCCACGCAUCGUAGCCCUCACAUCGAGUGGACUUACACGCGAAAGUAACGCCACACUCCCUUUCGCCGUUCGUCUCCUAUAUCGUACCCUACACUCCCCUCACAACGACAAACUUGGUGCCGAAAGAAUUCUCGCGCACGUGCUCGGCGAACCCGAACCCGAAGAACACAUUCUCGCAGGGAAUUGGAAGGAGACUGCGGGAUUGCCAGGGAAGGGAGAGCUGAAGGGCGUGGUCAUUGUGAGGCCGGCAUUGUUGACGCAGGGGGAGUGUAAAGGGAAGUAUCGGAUCAGGUCAGAGGGUGAUCUGGCGAUUAAGGGCGGUUAUACGAUUAGUCGACAAGAUGUGGCGCACUUUAUAGCGGAGAGGCUUCUUGGGCACGAGUGGGAUGCUUUUGAGGGCAAAGGCGUUACUUUGGCAUAUUAG